Messenger RNA from Agrilus planipennis (emerald ash borer), 1314 nucleotides. RefSeq lists its product as uncharacterized. The transcript has 2 exons. The record is from RefSeq and is a predicted model, not a curated record. Bases 1 to 1314 code for a protein of 437 amino acids. Lineage: Eukaryota; Metazoa; Arthropoda; Insecta; Coleoptera; Buprestidae.
AUGGAUAGACAAAAUGGAACUUCAGAAAGCCAAAUUCAAAUUGACGAAGACGAUUCAGAUUGCUUUUUUUUACAACCUGCCUCGUCCCCUUACGAUAUAAAGGCUAAAAUUAAAACUGCAAAUGAAGCUCUUUCAAACGAAGUUCUUUCCGAAACUAAAAGAUUCACAGUAAAGUUCAAAGAUGAUUUUACUUACUACGAAGCAGAUUCAACCCUUCUGGACGUAAGUAGUGUGGAAAGCGAAGAAAACACUCAAAAUACUGUAAUAGAAGAAUGUCCUCAUGAAGAAACUGAAGAGACAGCUCUUUUGGAAGCGAAACUACAAAUCAAUCUUAACAUCCAAGAAGAAAACGUUAGCAGCGAUAGUGAAAUAUCUGAAAAGAUAAUUGAAAACAAAGACGACAAUAGUGACGAUAGUUCUAAACAAAUGACGGAAAUCGACGCAAAUAACUGUGACGAACGAUGUCCGUCAGUGAAUCUUGGAAGUUCUAUAAAGGACGAUGUCUUCACUCAAGAAGACGUAACUUCUGAAGAUAACAGCGUGGAUACUCUCAAUGGCUUCGACGAAAUUGAAGAUAAUGAAGAAGAAGGGCCUUUUGUGACUCUCGAGGCUGAAGAAGUUCAAAAAAGUGACCACUCUGACAUCAGAAUCGAUCUUCAAAAGGGUGAGAAACCGGCCAAACAAACAUCGCCACAUCGAAUAAUUUGCAGAGAUCAUUGCAUAGACAGAUUUGACAGUGUGGAAGAAAUAAUGAAACAUAAAACUCCAACACCUGCAUGCUGUCCAUUACUGAGACUUCGAAAGCGUUACUGUUGCGAACAAAACGAAUUCAAGCAACAGCAAAAGUUACCUGUCUACACAGGAAAACGUUCAGAAUACGGUAUGAGCUCCAAAGACAUGCAGGAGGCCAGAAAAAGGAAAGCGUUACAAGAAAAACUCAAAAUAGAAGAGAGCCGUAUUAUCGAAGAAAACAGGCGCAGAAGAAUCGAAGAAAACGAAAAGAUAUUCACGAGGUGGUUGCAAGACGUGACCAAGAGAAAAAAAUCGCAACAUCAGGAUAAAACAACAAAACAACAACGGAAAGCAUACUCUGAACGGUUCGAUCGAAAUUCUACCAACAAAGUUCGCCCAACUACUGCAAAUAACAAGACCAGUGUACAGUACCAGAAGAAAAAAAGACCUCAAACAUGCCCCGCUAGUAUAUGCAUUGAAAUACCACAAAGAAUUUUGAAAAAGGGUGUUAUCAUAGGUGACGUCAAAAUAUCAACUCGUACCAAAAAGUCUAAUGAAUAUCAUGUAAUGGAAAUUUUCUAA